Laccaria bicolor S238N-H82 is the source of this 1233-nucleotide messenger RNA. RefSeq lists its product as uncharacterized. The record is from RefSeq and is a predicted model, not a curated record. Lineage: Eukaryota; Fungi; Basidiomycota; Agaricomycetes; Agaricales; Hydnangiaceae. The transcript has 7 exons. Bases 1 to 1233 code for a protein of 410 amino acids.
AUGUCUCUGCUUCAGUCCUCUGCAUCCACUCUCCCCUCACCCGCUCCCCAGCAGCCCUCCCCUCCCCGAAAGCGUACUUCUUCCUUCUGCUACCCCAGCCCAGCCUUGUCACCCAACCCAAGGCCCGUUAAAGCUCAACGCACAGAGCCUCCUGCACAAAUGGGCUCCUUACGCCGCACAGAGACGCUGCUGGUCUUGCCCACCAUGUCCACAACGGCUUCCUCAUCCACCACCCCAACGCCACCUGCCCCUGUACCCUACCACCGUACGCUGCAGUACUACAAAGACCAGCGCCAGCGCCGCAAACGCGCCGCCGAUGUACCCACUACACACAUAGAUCCUCCCCAUGUCAAUCACGUUGCUCCGCAGCAGCAAGUCCAGCCUUCGCCCCAUUCACAGCCUCAGCCCGCACCACAGAGAACUGGGAGAUCAAGAACGCCACGUCGCCAGCAGCAACCACCAUGCCCAUUACUCACACAAAUCAUCCUCCCCUCCGUAUCUAAUCCCGUCGUUCAGAUUCGCACAUUCCGCUCCUCCUCUCCACUAUCACCCACCCGCACCGCCCUCCCCGGCCGCCCAGUCUUCCCCCGCUCAAAGGCGGAACCAGACCUAUACCGCAAAGCUAUCAUCACGCGCAUGCGAUGUUCCCCAGAGGGCCGGAAGAUUCUGCACAUGGGCCCGAGGCUCGCGCUGUCCAUCAUGACCGCAACCAAGGAGCUCGAACGUAUCGUUGCGGAUCAGCACGAGAAGGACGGGGAUGUGGUCAUGGCUGAUGUCACUGUUGCGGAUGCACCCCCAGCCCCAACAUCCCUGGCUCCGCAGCAACUGAAGGGGUGCAGUGCCCUCCCGGUGUUGACCAACUCUUGGGUCGUUGUCAAGGGUGACGAUUGGGAGAUGUUGGCGCUGCCGUUGACUCGAGAAAUGUCUGACUGCGGGCGGGCGCAGAAUGACGUAUUUAGGCGUUUGAAGACGAGUACAGGGAUAAUGGGUAACAAGAUGAGGCUGUACGCUGCACCACGCGCCCUUGCUUGGUACACGUAUGCUCCGUCGGCCGCGCUGGAGUUCGAGUCAGUGACUACGCCCCGUGUUGUUGUAUGCCACCUGCGUGACGCGUCGCACCGAGCAGUUGAUAGUUAUUCAGUCGGACCGGGUUUUGGUAGAUGGUACGUAUCGAACUUCUGGAGUGCGCCGGGAAAACUUGCGAACUCGUGGAGCCUGGAGUGUGGUAUCUAG